Phalaenopsis equestris is the source of this 363-nucleotide messenger RNA. RefSeq names its product cysteine proteinase inhibitor 6-like. The coding region runs from base 1 to 363 and encodes 120 amino acids. Gene Ontology annotation, molecular function: cysteine-type endopeptidase inhibitor activity. The record is from RefSeq and is a predicted model, not a curated record. NCBI's taxonomy places the organism in Eukaryota, Viridiplantae, Streptophyta, Magnoliopsida, Asparagales, Orchidaceae. The transcript has a single exon.
AUGAAAUCCCUCCUCCCACUCUCUUGUCUUCUACUCGCAGCCACCCUAUCAAUCGGCGGCAGGCAGGGGUAUGACAACGGAUGGCUGCCGCUCAAGAACUUAGAUGAUGAGCACGUGCGAGCCAUAGCGUUAUUCGCCGUGACUGAACAGAACAGAAACUCACCCGGUCCCAUUCUCAUGAUGGAGAACGUGGGUUCCGGCGAAACCCAGUGGGUGUACGGCGAUGCUGGCGUGGUAUACCGUCUCGUCCUCGUGGCCUACUUCGUUGGUUUGGAAUCUUAUUCGGAGGAUUUCGAGGUCACUGUGUGGGACAAGGGCUGCGAUAAUUUUCAGCUCAUGUCGUUCAGCAGGCUCCAAGAUUAG